Calypte anna (Anna's hummingbird) is the source of this 2182-nucleotide messenger RNA. RefSeq names its product NDC80 kinetochore complex component (gene NDC80). NCBI's taxonomy places the organism in Eukaryota, Metazoa, Chordata, Aves, Apodiformes, Trochilidae. The record is from RefSeq and is a predicted model, not a curated record. Bases 102 to 2024 code for a protein of 640 amino acids. Gene Ontology annotation, biological process: attachment of mitotic spindle microtubules to kinetochore. The transcript has 17 exons. Gene Ontology annotation, cellular component: Ndc80 complex.
GGCCGGCUUCUGUGAGGCGGGCGGCGGGCACUACCCCUACCCCGCCGGGCCCCGGGCAGCCGUUGGCGGGCAGUGAGGGAAAGCCGGAGCUUUCAGUCACAAUGAGACGCAGUUCAAGUAUUGCCGGAGGCAGUGGUCGGCAGUCUAUGAUGGCACUGAGAGUGCAGGACAACAACAAGAUGGGUCUUCAAACACCUCAGAUGAAGGACAAAGGUACGUUUGGGAAGCUGAGCAUGAGCAAACCUACACCUGGAACUUCAGAAAGAAAAGUCAGCUUUUUUGGGAAGAGAACUAGUGGGGCUGGAGGUUCUCGCAACAGUCAGUAUGGGGUGUUUGGUACAGAAAAGAUCAAAGAUCCCAGACCCCUUCAUGACAAGGCUUUCAUCCAACAGUGUAUCAAGCAGCUUUGUGAGUUUCUUGCAGAAAAUGGUUAUGCCCAUAAUGUUUCCAUGAAAUCAUUACAGUCUCCAUCAGUUAAGGACUUUUUAAAAAUCUUCACUUUCAUCUAUGGAUUUCUCUGCCCUUCUUAUGAACUGCCUGACUCAAAAUUUGAAGAGGAAAUUCCCAGAGUUUUUAAAGAGCUUGGAUACCCCUUUGCUUUGUCAAAAAGCUCCAUGUACACAGUGGGAGCACCGCACACAUGGCCUCAAAUUGUGACAGCUUUGGUUUGGUUAAUUGAUUGUGUCAAGCUGUAUUCCGGCAUGAGGGAAAACGCACCGUCGUUUGACGAUGGACAGAACUGGGGAGGAGAGACAGAGGAUGGAAUUGUACAUAAUAAGGUUUUCAUGGACUACUGUGUGAAAUGUUAUGAGCACUUCAUGAAAGGGAGUGAUACUUUUGAAGAAUUGGAUGCAGAAGUGCAGUCAAAAUUAAAGGAUUUAUUUAAUAUAGAUGAAUUCCAGAUAGAAGGCUUAAUGGCUGACAACAAGAGACUUCAGGAAGAGAUUGCAAGACUAGAAAAAGAAAAGGAAAAUGAGCCGGACCGUAGAGUAUCACUACGAAAUGUCAAAUCAUCUCUUCAAGCAGAUGUCCAGAAAUACCAGGCUUAUUUGGCUAAUCUGGAAUCACAUAUAGCCAUCCUUGAUCAAAAAAUGGAAGGUGUUAACGAGGAAGUUGAGACAGCAGAAAUGGAAGUAGAAGCAAUGAAGCAGGAGAAUGCCCGGCUCCAGCACAUCUUUGAUAACCAAAAGUAUUCAGUUGCGGACAUUGAGAGAAUAAAUCACGAGAGAAAUGAGUUACAGCAAACUAUUAACAAGCUGACUAAAGAAGUGGAAGCAGAGGAACAUCAGCUGUGGAAUGAAGAACUAAAAUAUGCUAGGAAUAAAGAGGCGAUAGAAAUGCAAUUAGCAGAGUAUCAUAAACUGGCUCGAAAGUUGAAAUUAAUUCCAGUAAGUGCUGAGAAUUCCAAAGGGCAUGACUUUGAGAUUCAGUUUAAUCCUGAGGCAGGACCAAGUUGCCUUGGCAAAUACAGAACUCAGAUCAAGGCUCCCCUUAUGGAGAUCAUAAACCAGACUGAGGAAGAAAUUAGGAUUGCCACUCAACGCAAAAUGACUUUGGAAGAUACUUUGGAACAGGUGAAUGUAAUGGUAGUGGACAAGAAAAACAGAGUGAAAAUGCUGAAAGAAGAAGUUGAAAAGCUGGAUGAACUUUACCAUCAGAAACUUAAGGAGGCAGAAGAGGAAGAGCAAAAAUGUGCAAAUGAACUGGAACUGUUAGAGAAACACAAGCAGUUACUUGAGAGUGGUGUCAAUGAAGGUCUUAGUGAAGCCACAAAUGAGUUGCAUGAUCUUCAACGACAAUAUCAAGUUGUUAUGCAAACAACAACAGAAGACAGCAGAAAAACUGGUGAUAACUUGAAUCGUCUUUUAGAAGUAAUUGCUACACAUGUAGUAUCUAUUGAGAAAUACCUUGAUGAACAGAAUGUGAAAAUUGACAGAGACUAUGAAGAAUUCAUGUCUGAAGAUCUGUUGUCAAGCUUGACCGGAAUUCUGGACAGUUAUAAAAAGAAGCUUGAAAGUCUGUAAUUACCAAAAAGGUGAAAAUGGAAUUUUUGCAUUUUGGAAGUUCUGACAUGGAGACUUCUAAAAGGAUGGGUACUUCCUGUGUUUAGCAGUGAAACUGGUUUGAAGUGCAAGGAGAUGUUUAUGAAGUUUUGUUUUAUUGACACAAAUACAUUAAAGAA